Molecule: messenger RNA, 1517 nt
Organism: Phacochoerus africanus (Common warthog)
Lineage: Eukaryota; Metazoa; Chordata; Mammalia; Artiodactyla; Suidae
Gene: MFF
Product: mitochondrial fission factor
Exons: 12
Coding region: 392-1453 (353 amino acids)
Biological process (GO): positive regulation of mitochondrial fission
Cellular component (GO): peroxisome; mitochondrial outer membrane
Source: RefSeq, a predicted model, not a curated record
CCGCUGCGGGCCUCUCCGGCCUGUGGUUUGCCCCGGCGCCUCAGUGCGCUCGGCCAACGGCCUCUGAGAGCGCCCACCCGAGCGCCUUGGGAGCCGGCGGGCGGCGGCCCACGCCGGGGACCCUCCAGCGGGCCCAGGGGGACAGAAGUGGCUCUAAAUCCAGCACAUGCUUAUUGAAGCAAGUUAAAGGAUUUACUAUGAAGCAUAGAAGCAGAUAAUGCCAAAUAGCAAGCAGUAGUUGGUACACAUUUCUGGAAAAGCAGUGUCCGUGUUGUUAUGUACACCUCCAAAAAAUUUCAGAUCUGUAGGGGAAUUGUUGUGUAAAGUAAACUGAACUACAGGGUAGCAGUGUUUUGGUAGCUAUUAUAGACGUGUAUUUACUGUAUUAAAAAUGAGUAAAAGAACAAGCAAUGACACACCACUAGGAAGAGUGAGUGGGGCAGCGUUUCCUUCUCCCACUGCUGCAGAGAUGGCGGAAAUUAGUCGAAUUCAGUAUGAAAUGGAAUACACUGAAGGUAUUAGUCAGCGAAUGAGGGUCCCGGAGAAAUUAAAGGUAGCACCACCAAAUGCUGACAUGGAACAAGGAUUCCAAGAAGGAGUUUCAAAUGCUAGUGUGAUCAUGCAGGUUCCAGAGAGAAUUGUCGUAGCAGGAAAUAAUGAAGACAUUCCAUUUUCAAGACCAGCAGAUCUUGACCUUAUACAGUCAACUCCCUUUAAACCUCUGGCACUAAAAACACCACCUCGUGUGCUUACGCUAAGUGAAAGACCACUAGAUUUUCUGGAUUUAGAAAGACCUCCUCCAACCCCUCAAAAUGAAGAAAUCCGUUCCGUUGGCAGGCUAAAAAGAGAGCGCUCUAUGAGUGAAAAUGCUGUUCGCCAGAACGGACAGCUAGUCAGAACUGACUCCAUGUGGCACAGAUCAGAUUCUGCCCCAAGAAAUAAAAUUGCAAGGUUCCAGGCAGCGCUUUCUGCACCGGAGUACACUGUGACACCAUCGCCACAACAGGUUCGGGUUUGUCCUCCCCAUAUGUUACCUGAAGAUGGAGCUAAUCUUUCCUCUGCUCGUGGCAUUUUGUCGCUUCUCCAGUCUUCUACUCGUAGGGCUUACCAGCAGAUCUUGGAUGUGCUGGAUGAAAAUCGCAGUGUGAGAAGAAAAAAUGAAAUACGUUGUGAAAGACCUGUGUUGCGUGGUGGGUCUGCUGCCGCCACUUCUAAUCCUCAUCAUGACAACGUCAGGUAUGGCAUUUCAAAUAUAGAUACAACUGUUGAAGGAACUUCAGAUGACAUGACUGUUGUAGAUGCAGCUUCGUUAAGACGACAGAUAAUCAAACUAAACAGACGUCUACAACUUCUGGAAGAGGAGAACAAAGAACGUGCUAAAAGAGAAAUGGUCAUGUAUUCAAUUACCGUAGCAUUCUGGCUGCUUAAUAGCUGGCUCUGGUUUCGCCGCUAGAGGUAACCUCAGCUCUCAAAAAUAGUGUUUCAACAGCUGGACAUAUAAAGAAUUUGCAAACUUC